Molecule: messenger RNA, 1120 nt
Organism: Syzygium oleosum
Lineage: Eukaryota; Viridiplantae; Streptophyta; Magnoliopsida; Myrtales; Myrtaceae
Product: non-classical arabinogalactan protein 30-like
Exons: 1
Coding region: 367-918 (183 amino acids)
Source: RefSeq, a predicted model, not a curated record
AUUAGUCGGGGACUAAGCUAAAUGAUUGAAUGCCGAACCUACAAAUGAUAGACAAGUCGUUUCCGAGCAAACUCCUUUUAUCAAAUUUACCGAAAAACAUGGUUCCAUUUAUCUACGACCGAAACCCUGACAUGCAAGCCAUAUCCAUAACAGCAACACUUUCAUCGAUGAUGAUGGGCUUCAUGUAAUGGCUUAAAAAAUGCAAAGUGCUUCCCAUGUAAUACGACAUUGUGGUUGCCACGAUCCCUCAAUCAACCGACUAGCAAAAACUAUAUUAAUCUGUCCAAUUUCCUUGACACUUGACUCAUCUCGACAACUCCUCUUCUUGUCUAACACAAACAAGAAACUCCUUUCUAACAGAGAAGGAUGGCUUACUUCAAGCUCACCAUCAUGCUGUCCUCCCUCAUCCUCCUCCUACUAGUGUCGAUCUCCUCCGCUUCGGCGACCUACAAGCACGUCCCCGGCAAGACUGUCCCCAAGGCCAUGGAGGUCGUCGUCGAGGGCAUGGUCUACUGCCAGAGCUGCAAGUACUCCGGCACGUGGUCCCUGGCGGAGGCGAAUCCCCUCGGUUCGGCCAAGGUCAGUGUCGUCUGCAAGAACUACAAGAACCGCGUCACCUACUACAAGUCCUUCCAGACCUCGGAGAGCGGCUACUUCUACGCCGAGCUCAAGGGCUUCGAGAUGAGCCACUCCAUCCUGGACCACCCGCUCCAUGCUUGCCACGUCAAGCUCGUCUCGUCGCCUCUCGCGGGGUGCAACCUCCUGUCCAAUAUCAACUAUGGGAUGUACGGGGCCUCGCUCCGCUACGAGGACAAGAGGCUGUAUGGGAAGGAGUACGAGGCGGUCGUUUACUCCGCGGGGCCGUUGGCUUUCCGCCCCUCCUAUUGCCCUCCGGAAGAGACACGCUUAAUCAGUUAAUCAGUCGGUUUUUCUCAGAGAGUUCGAUCAUCAGUUCGUCUCUCAUUAUUCUCUACGACUUUUCAGCAUCACUUUCUUUCAAUCAGCCUUUUACUUAUGGUGAAGAUGCGAGUGUGUCCUCAGAUGUGUCCCAAGGCGUUCUGUUUUCGCUGCUGUAUUAGUAAUAGCCUUUCCAGUUAAACAGAUCAAAUGACUUUUUCUU